This is a messenger RNA of Ylistrum balloti, 1011 nucleotides long. Its product is annotated as electron transfer flavoprotein subunit beta-like. Lineage: Eukaryota; Metazoa; Mollusca; Bivalvia; Pectinida; Pectinidae. Gene Ontology annotation, cellular component: cytosol. The coding region runs from base 23 to 787 and encodes 254 amino acids. The record is from RefSeq and is a predicted model, not a curated record. The transcript has 7 exons. Gene Ontology annotation, molecular function: electron transfer activity.
CAUUGCCGACCGAUCUGCAAAGAUGUCUCUACGAAUACUAGUUGGUGUUAAACGAGUCAUAGAUUAUGCCGUAAAAGUACGUGUAAAACCUGACAAAAUGGGUGUAGUCACAGAUGGAGUGAAACACAGCAUGAAUCCCUUUGACGAGAUUGCCAUGGAGGAGGCAAUGCGGAUGAAGGAGAAGAAGUUGGCAUCAGAGGUUAUAGCUGUUUCUUGUGGACCCCAACAGAGCCAGGAAACACUUCGUACAGCAUUAGCAAUGGGAGCCGAUCGAGCCAUUCACGUUAAAGUAGAACCAAAAGAUUAUGAGACACUGCAGCCAUUCCAUGUGUCUAAAAUCCUCGCAAAGAUUGCUGCUGAGGAGAAAGUUGAUUUGGUUGUUUUAGGUAAACAGGCUAUUGAUGAUGACUGUAACCAGACUGGACAGAUGACCGCUGGUCUGUUAGAUUGGCCUCAGGGAACCUUUGUAUCAAAUGUUGAAAAACUGGAUGGACAGUUAAACAUUUUACGAGAAAUUGAUGGCGGUUUAGAGACAGUAAAGGUGUCUAUUCCAGCAGUAUUAACAGCUGAUCUCCGACUCAAUGAACCACGAUACGCCACACUACCUAAUAUCAUGAAAGCUAAGAAGAAACCAAUGGCUGUUAAGUCAGUGUCAGACUACGGAGUAGAUGUGAGUCCACGUCAAGAAGUCCUGUCUGUAGAGGACCCACCAACCAGGGAGGCUGGUCAGAAGGUGGAGAGUGUAGAGGACCUAGUACAGAAACUUAAAGAUGGAGGAUUCGUAUAGGAGUAGGUGGACAAUAGUUAGAUUUCUGAAGACAAAAGCAAUUCUGAUGUUUAGUGGAUGUGAUUGAGUUGACGAAUUUGUUGGUGAUACUGAUUUACUGGACACUUCAUUGUUUGAUACCGGGGAGGUGAAAACUCUCUAAUCAGACUCCAUGAUCUUUGUACAUAAUGAUUCUGUGUAACAGACACAUUACCAAAUCAUAUUUAAAUUAUCAAAAACCUCAA